ACUGGCAACCCUGCCUCAACUGCCAAAGUCCUAUUUUGUCAUUGGGUGGCUGUGACAGAGAGAGGGAGCCAAGAGAGAAAUACCAGAGAGAGAGAAAGCGAGAGACUCUGUAAGUGAGAAAAAGUGAUAGAGUAAACGACUAAAGCAGCUUGUUAAUUUUCUUACUUGUCAUGGGCCCUUGGGGGUUGAUCAAGUGGCACAGCUGAUUCACAGAGGAGAGGACAGAAGACACGUGAAGAAACGAAAAAAAAAAAAGAACACAAUUGACGAGAAGUAACUAAGGACAACAAUUAUAAGUAACAGCUCAAGAAAAACGCAGGAGAGCGAGGGGCGCACAGGUUGAGCGUUUCAUCCAGAGGGGAGUCGGUCUUUAGCGUGUUGCCUACACGCAGCAGAAAGAGCAGCUGACAAGAUCAGCCAGAUCCUUCGGUCCAUCAUCCAGCCGUCCGUCGAUCCAGUGAGGAAGGAGCAGAGACAUGAAGAGACCUCACGACUACAGUUCCCCAGACUCGGACACAGAUGAGUUUAUUGACGUGGGACAAGAGGACAGCUAUUGUCCAGUCUCCGGGUCCAUGUCUCCUGGCAGUGCCUCACAGAUUUUGGCUCGAAAGAAGAGAAGAGGGAUCAUAGAGAAGAGGCGUAGAGACCGGAUCAACCACAGCCUGUCAGAGCUCCGGAGACUCGUGCCCAGUGCUUUUGAGAAACAGGGUUCAUCUAAGCUGGAGAAAGCAGAGAUUUUGCAGAUGACUGUGGACCACCUCAAACUGCUGCAUGCCAUGGGGGGAAAAGGAUACUUUGAUGCGAGAGCCCUGGCAGUCGACUACAGGACCCUGGGGUUUAGGGAGUGCGUUGGGGAGGUGGUGCGGUACCUCAGCUCCCUUGAGGGGGAGUCCCCGGACCCUAUAGGAGCCCGCCUGGUCUCCCACCUCUCCCACUGUGCAAGUGAGCUAGACCCUCUUCUCUUACAGUCACCUCCUGCCUCCACCUUGUCCUUCCCUCCCUGGCCAUGGGCGUCCUUCCCCCAGAUCUCCCCCAACUCGCCAGCCUCCUCCUCUCCACCUUUCCCCAAUGGGCGAAGAGAUCUUGCCCUGCUCGGGAGCUACCCAUCAUCCGCCUCCCUCCGCCUUGCCCCCCUGGCUGGCUGCCAGCAGGGUGCACCACCACUCCUCGCACCCACAGCUCUGGCCACCGUCCACAGGAUGCCCUCCCUCGCAGCGCCCCCAGCCCUAGCCCCCUCCAGACCAACCCAGCUGUCCCCUCACUGCGCCACCAGGGCCUCGCCUCUUCCUCUCCCUACCCCUUCUUCUUCCUCUUCUUCUUCCACCUCUUCUUCCUCCUCUUCUGCUUCAUCAUCUUCUGCUUCACCGCAAGUCUCUUUCAGGCCCUUUGCGCCUCUGGGGUCUCCCACAGCCCAGCACAGGGGCUUGAGUGGCUCAGCCAAGGCUGCCCAGGGAUGGGGGACUGAGAUCGGAGCUUUCUGAGGCUCAACUCCAGUUUUGUUUUCCAAAUGAACUCUGUACAGUGGACAUGGAGCUCCCAUGUGCACCAUGUAGCAAGUAUAAUACCUUUGGACAAUGAAGUAUUGGACCUUUGAUAAUUGUCUCCACCUUAAAGGGACUCUAAAAGCCAUAUCAGACUAUGGGUGAAGUUUUGAUAAACACAAACAAUCGUAUAUCAUUAAAGAAUGGAGGAAUGUGAAGGAAUCGAAGAUUUGAAUAAAUUCAUGUUCAUGAUCUUGCUUGACAAAUACAUACAUAGAAGAGUGUCCAGCAGAGCCAUAUAUGUAACUCUCAACAGGGUGAUGUUGAGUUUUCACUGACCUUUUAACUGUGAUAUUUGUUUGUUUUUUUCCCCCAAACUUUUAUACAUUUGAUUACCUUUUUCAACUCUGAAGAAUGUUUGACAAAAAUCUUUAUAAAG
Messenger RNA from Xiphias gladius (swordfish), 1920 nucleotides. It is a transcript of the gene heyl, whose product is annotated as hes related family bHLH transcription factor with YRPW motif like. The coding region runs from base 477 to 1481 and encodes 334 amino acids. NCBI's taxonomy places the organism in Eukaryota, Metazoa, Chordata, Actinopteri, Istiophoriformes, Xiphiidae. The transcript has 5 exons. Gene Ontology annotation, biological process: regulation of neurogenesis; regulation of transcription by RNA polymerase II; Notch signaling pathway. Gene Ontology annotation, molecular function: protein dimerization activity; DNA-binding transcription factor activity, RNA polymerase II-specific; RNA polymerase II cis-regulatory region sequence-specific DNA binding. Gene Ontology annotation, cellular component: nucleus. The record is from RefSeq and is a predicted model, not a curated record.